Coffea arabica (coffee) is the source of this 1212-nucleotide messenger RNA. Its product is annotated as L-tryptophan--pyruvate aminotransferase 1. NCBI's taxonomy places the organism in Eukaryota, Viridiplantae, Streptophyta, Magnoliopsida, Gentianales, Rubiaceae. Gene Ontology annotation, molecular function: transaminase activity; carbon-sulfur lyase activity. Gene Ontology annotation, biological process: amino acid metabolic process. The record is from RefSeq and is a predicted model, not a curated record.
AUGUGCGGCAAAACCCAGGAUCAAGCCAACGCCACUGAACAGGACUCAGCUGCUGUUGCCUCUGAAAUUGGAGGAAGCGGGACAAAACCAAAUCCUUCCUCACUAGCACCUGUAAAUCUUGAUCACGGUGAUCCUACUGCAUAUGAGACCUACUGGAGUAAGGUAGGUGAAAGGAGCACAAUUACAUUUACGGGAGAUCAGUCCUUGAGUUAUUUUGCCAAUGCCAAGAACUUGUGCUGGUUUUUGGAGCCAAAACUGGAGGAGGAAAUCAGGAGGUUGCAUCAUGUGGUGGGCAAUGCAAAGGUGGAUGAUCAUUUCAUCAUAGUGGGCAACGGAUCAAGUCAGCUUAUUCAGGCUGCCCUCUAUGCUGUAUCCCCUUCUGAUCAACCUCAGCCCACAAGUGUGGUUUCAGCCGCUCCUUACUACUCGGCAUACCAAGAAGUGGCAGAUUUGUUGCGGUCAGGGCUCUACAAAUGGGGAGGUGAUGCUUACAGUUUUAACAAAGAUGAACCGUACAUAGAGAUGGUAACCUCCCCAAAUAACCCUUGUGGGAUGACGAGAGAACCGGUCGUGAACCGGCCUCAAGGAAAGAUCAUCCACGAUCUUGCUUAUUACUGGCCUCACUACACUCCCAUUACCUCUCAAGUUGACUAUGAUAUCAUGCUGUUUACUGUUUCCAAAUGCACCGGGCAUGCUGGUUCAAGAAUUGGAUGGGCUCUUGUGAGGGACAAGGACGUGGCAAGAAAGAUGGUGGAUUUAAUGGUGAUUAGCACAAUUGGGGUUUCUAAAGAAUCCCAACUUAGAGCUGCUAAGAUUCUGGGAGUCAUUUCAGAUAGCUGCUUACUGGAUAAAUCUCCUGGCCUGGAAAACUUCUUUGAAUACGCUCAGCAUCUCAUGGCUGCAAGAUGGGAGAAGUUGAGGGAGAUUGCGAAAGUGAAUGAACUAUUUAGUCUAACCGAGUACCCCUCCGAAUACUGCCUCUUUACCAAAGAGUUCACUGAAGCUCGUCCUGCUUUUGCAUGGAUGAGUUGCAAGUCUGAUAUGGAGGACUUAGAGAAAAUUCUAAGAGGACACAAAAUUCUGGCAAGAGGUGGAAAGCGCUUUGGAAGUGAUCCAAAGUAUGUGAGGAUCAGUAUGCUAAGUAGGGAUCAGGAGUUCAAUCUCUUUCUGGAGAGGCUAUCUUCUAUCCAUGGAAUUACCAGUGGGAAUUGA